Octopus sinensis (East Asian common octopus) is the source of this 2177-nucleotide messenger RNA. Its product is annotated as carbohydrate sulfotransferase 11-like. The record is from RefSeq and is a predicted model, not a curated record. NCBI's taxonomy places the organism in Eukaryota, Metazoa, Mollusca, Cephalopoda, Octopoda, Octopodidae. The transcript is spliced from 4 exons. Gene Ontology annotation, molecular function: sulfotransferase activity. Bases 611 to 1861 code for a protein of 416 amino acids. Gene Ontology annotation, cellular component: membrane. Gene Ontology annotation, biological process: carbohydrate biosynthetic process.
AACGUGUUAGGAGAACUCCAUGUAGGAGAAUGCCGAUUUUGCAAAAGCGGCUAAGAUAUUUAUCGUUUCCUCGGGCGAAUUACCGAGGAUUGUUCUAUUUUAUUUUCACGUAGUCGCCCGAAGUGCGGUUUCUAUUUAUAUAAAAUAGAAAACAAAUCCCCCUCUAAGUACAAUCCACUGUCUUUAACCCACAAAAAAAAAAAAAUUAAAAACAGCGAUUACAUAUAGUGGAAAAAAAAAUCAUCUAGCAGUUAACAAGAAGAACACCCUUUGCAUAUACUAAAACCAAAUACCAUUCCAUGAAAAAAGCGGCCGAUUAACAAAGGAACGAGUUCCCUAUGUGAUCCCUACAUAUCUUAUUCCAACGAAGAACUUUUUUUAAACCAACACUGGAACAACAAACGCAGAAAUUAACUGGAAUGGUUUACCACUGGGACAUAAAAAUUUACUCAAAUAUCAGAAAUUUCACGAAGAAUUUGUGCGUGAACUGAACGAAGCAUAAUUUACAAUAUCGAAAGAGAAAAUAAUCAUAUCAUUCAAGGAAGAAAAAAUUUGAAUAUGAAAUAAAAAGUUUUGCAAUAAUAAAAAAGUUUUGCAAUAAUAAAUAUAAAUGGUUUUGCAACUUUUACUAUCCUUUCAAACGUGGUUCUCGCACUCAGUUACGGUUGGUCAACGACGCCGUAAAUAUCGAGACUGCUACCAUAACUCAAAUUCUCCUACUAUCAGCCAUUUCCACAGUAAACACGGAAAGUUAAGAAGGCGAACGAAAAUGUCGAUAGCAAAAAUUUUACUUAUUUUAUUGGUGUGUGGCAUAUUCUUGCCGUUUCUUUAUAUUUUCUUGCUCGCUCCGCCAACUAUGAAACUAAUAAAAGAAAGAGCUUUUAAUAUGCCUGCACAUGAUGGAGAUGACCCUCAGGCUCAAUUCACAGAAGAUGAUCACAAAGCCUUUUUGGUAGAUCAGCAGAACAGAAAAUCUUUUUUGAGAUCAGCCUGCAAGAAACUCGGUUUACUCCCCAGAAAACGUGAAAUGAAGAAAAGCGAGUUUUCCAGUAUUCUUGUCGACGAUCCACACGGAUUUAUGUAUUGCCAAAUUCCAAAAGUUGCGUGCACUAAUUGGCGGCGAGUGUUACUUGUGUUAACAGGAUAUUACAAUACGACGAAAGGGUCUCAACUGAGAGCUAUGGAUGUCCAUGAUUCUUAUGAUAAGCAUUUGACUUACCUCAGUGACCUAUCAGCUGGAGGAAUCACAUAUCGUUUGCGCAAGUACAAGAAAUUUCUAUUCGUUCGAGAACCAUUUCAAAGACUAGUUUCUGCUUUCAGAAACAAAAUCCUCUCUUCAAAAAAUGAAUACUUUUUCCAAAGAUUUGGCCGCAUUAUUCUCAAAAGAUAUCGAAAUCGUUCAAUGAGUGAAAAUUCCAUGAGAAAAACAAAGGUUAAAUUUAGUGAGUUUGUGCAUUAUCUUAUCGAUGCGUCAACACGGAGAGUUAGUUUAAAUGAUCAUUGGGGUCAUUUUAGUCCUUUGUGUCAUCCGUGUUCGAUAAAAUAUGAUUUUAUAGGUAAAUACGAGACAUUGGAGAGAGAUGCGCAUUUUAUUCUUCGUGAUUUGACACCGAAACACUCGGUUAAAUUUCCAUCGCGUAAUGACACCUACAGAACUGCACAAACUGGUAAUGAUUUGGCAGCGCAAUAUUUCAAAACUCUUUCGCCUGCAUCUAUAAAUAGACUGUGGAAGAUAUACCGCAUGGAUUAUUAUCUCUUUAAUUACUCCUACCCCACGUGGUUAGUACCAUCUUAUAACAGGAACACAACAAUCAUUAAACAGUCUUCAAAAGUAAAUCCAGUUAAAAUUAAAACUACCUAGAACUUGCUUCUGUGUUAUGUGUGUGCGUGAGUGUGUGUAUGUAUGUAUGUGUGUGUGUGUGUGUAUUUUUGUAUGUGUGUGUAUAUAUAUAUAUAUAUAUAUUUAUAUAUUAUAUUAUAUAUUAUAUAAGUAAAUAUGGGAGUGAUAGUACUAUUAAAAUACCAUCACUAGUGGCGGCGAAUACCAGCCGUACAGACAAAAUUAAUGAAAUAUAUAUAUUAUAUACAUAUAUAUAUUCCGCAGGUUCCCUCAACCGCUAGGGUGUGGCACUUUUUCACACAACUAUCUUCAUCCAUUCUCGCCACAUGACCAUACC